Molecule: messenger RNA, 678 nt
Organism: Fulmarus glacialis (Northern fulmar)
Lineage: Eukaryota; Metazoa; Chordata; Aves; Procellariiformes; Procellariidae
Gene: HS3ST2
Product: heparan sulfate (glucosamine) 3-O-sulfotransferase 2
Exons: 1
Coding region: 9-620 (203 amino acids)
Molecular function (GO): [heparan sulfate]-glucosamine 3-sulfotransferase activity
Source: RefSeq, a predicted model, not a curated record
GGAGCCUGAUGCCGCGAACGCUUGACAGCCAGAUCACAGUGGAGAAGACCCCCAGCUACUUCGUCACCAAGGAGGCACCACGGCGAAUCUUCAACAUGUCCCGGGACACGAAGCUGAUCGUGGUGGUGAGGAACCCGGUCACCCGGGCCAUCUCGGACUACACGCAGACGCUUUCCAAGAAGCCGGACAUCCCCACCUUCGAGGGGCUGUCCUUCCGCAACCGCAGCCUGGGGCUGGUGGACACGUCCUGGAAUGCCAUCCGCAUUGGGAUGUAUGCCGUGCACCUGGAGAGCUGGCUCCAGUACUUCCCCCUCUCCCAGAUCCACUUUGUCAGUGGGGAGAAGCUGAUCACGGACCCAGCUGGGGAGAUGGGCAAAGUCCAGGACUUCCUGGGCAUCAAACGGGUUAUCACGGACAAGCAUUUCUACUUCAACAAGACAAAAGGUUUUCCUUGCCUGAAAAAGUUGGAGAGCAGCAGCUUGCCUCGCUGCCUGGGCAAGUCCAAAGGCAGGACUCACGUACAGAUAGACCCCGAGGUGAUCGAGCAGCUUCGGGACUUUUAUAGACCUUAUAAUAUCAAAUUCUAUGAAACAGUCGGGCAGGACUUCAGGUGGGAAUAAGCGUCUGGGAGCAGAGCCGCGGUGACGUGAGGCUGCAGUCUUCCAUGAGGGGGCCCCA